Paramecium pentaurelia is the source of this 350-nucleotide messenger RNA. The record is from the annotation of a GenBank genome assembly. NCBI's taxonomy places the organism in Eukaryota, Ciliophora, Oligohymenophorea, Peniculida, Parameciidae.
UAAUGAAAAAAGAUUCUUCCACCAAAAGGCCAUAUGAAAAAGUUUCAAAAAUAAAGAGAUAGAACCUUGUAAAGCUAGUGUUCCAUCAGGGAAUCAAAAUAAAGCAUGUAAUAUAUAAUUCUUAAUUUAGGCCGCUAAACACCUUAAAAUUAACUAUGCCGCAGCAAAAACUGUCAUUAGUCAACAUAGAUGCAAUGUUAUUCUAUAGAAUGUACAAUACAAGUCCAACCAGAGAUGUGGAUUCACCAAAAUAAAUAAUAUUAACAGAUCAUUCAGCUUAAUAUCAAAAUUAGCUGGGGAAAUCAUAAAAGCUACUGACCAUACGAUACAAGAGUUAAAGAAGGUUUGAA